This is a messenger RNA of Protopterus annectens (West African lungfish), 1122 nucleotides long. Its product is annotated as solute carrier family 22 member 3-like. The transcript has 5 exons. The coding region runs from base 124 to 1122 and encodes 332 amino acids. The record is from RefSeq and is a predicted model, not a curated record. Gene Ontology annotation, biological process: transmembrane transport. Gene Ontology annotation, cellular component: membrane. Lineage: Eukaryota; Metazoa; Chordata; Ceratodontiformes; Protopteridae. Gene Ontology annotation, molecular function: transmembrane transporter activity.
AGAGAGAGAGAGAGAGAGAGAAUGUAGCACAGGCAGGAAAUAUUAUACAAGCAGAAGUUGGGAAGUUGGAAGUCUUCAUUCCUUUCAGACAACAGGAGCUCAGUUUUCAUUAACUUUAACAGGAUGCCAACUUUUGAUGAUAUUUUAAAAGAAGUGGGAGAAUUUGGAAAAUAUCAGCAACGAAUUUUUCUUUUGCUAUGUCUCACAGGAACAACUUUUGCAUUUAUGUUUGUAGGAAUAGUUUUCAUAGGUUAUACUCCAAGGCACUGGUGUCGGAGUUCAGGACUGGAUAAUAUCAGACAGAAAUGUAACUUGACUGUGGAAUGUGAAAGAAGCUAUACUAUUCCUCAAGAGGGCAUACUGUCUAUCCCAUCAUCAGAAUAUAGUCAGUGUUUACGAUAUGACAUAAACUGGAAUAACCCCACUUCUAAUUGCAGUCUCUUUACUUGCAAUGGCACAUUUAUAAACACAACAACACCAACAAUAAGCUGUACAGAUGGGUGGAACUAUGAAGGACCACGCUCAUCUAUUGUGACUGAGUUUAACCUUGUCUGUGGUGAAGACUGGAAGAAAGAUUUAACUCAGGCUAUGCUGAACGUGGGGUUUCUGAUAGGAGCUGUCAUCAUUGGUUAUAGCGCAGACAGGUUUGGAAGAAAGCCUUGUUAUUUGAUUUCCUGCUUUGGAAUAGGAGUGUGUGGAAUGAUUGUAGCAUUUGCUCCCAGUUUUCCUGUCCUUGUCAUCUUUCACACCCUGCAAGGCAUGUUCGGAAAAGGAGCAUGGAUAACGUGUUAUGUAAUGGUGACAGAGCUUGUGGGAUCACAGUAUAGAAGAGUGGUUGGCAUUGUGGCCCAGAUUUUCUUCACUUUUGGGGUAAUGGUCCUCCCUGGAAUUGCAUAUCUUCUUAAAUCAUGGCAAUGGCUUCAACUGGCUCUAACGUUACCAAACUUCCUCUUCCUCACUUACUAUUGGUUAGUUCCUGAAUCUCCACGAUGGUUGUUGAAUCGCCAAAGAACAGAAGAGACAAUGAAAAUUGCAAGGAAAAUAGCAAAGCAAAACCAAAUGCGUAUUUCAGACAGUUACAUAGAGGUAACAGGUAUAUCAUAUAUUAUAAGGCUGUUAUAA